Messenger RNA from Gasterosteus aculeatus aculeatus (three-spined stickleback), 2884 nucleotides. RefSeq names its product golgin A7 family, member Bb (gene golga7bb). The record is from RefSeq and is a predicted model, not a curated record. Gene Ontology annotation, cellular component: palmitoyltransferase complex. Lineage: Eukaryota; Metazoa; Chordata; Actinopteri; Perciformes; Gasterosteidae. Gene Ontology annotation, biological process: peptidyl-L-cysteine S-palmitoylation; protein targeting to membrane.
CCGUGCUUCGGGUCCUCGUGCUUAAAGCCCUGUAGUCGCGUUGUCCCGCAGCGCGCGAGCAAACGGUUGUUGUCUCCAGCACGGGACCGAUCCUGCAGCCACUCACUGCAAUAUGGCGACAGAGUUCCAUAACCUCCAGGAGUUGAGGCACAGCGCAUCACUGGUCACGAAGGUGUUUGUGCAGAGAGACUACAGCGAAGGGACCGUGUGCCGCUUCCACAACAAGUUCCCCUCAGACCUCCACAACAGGAUUGAGCGAACGUUGCUUGAGGAGACAGUGAAGACACUCAACUCGUACUAUUUGGAGGCCGAAAAAAUUGGAGGUCAGUCGUACCUGGAAGGAUGUCUGGCCUGUGCAACAGCGUACAUCGUCUUCCUCUGCAUGGAGACGCGCUACGAGAAGGUGCUGAAGAAGAUUUCCAGCUACAUCCAGGAACAGAAUGAGAAGAUCUACGCUCCGAGAGGUCUGCUGCUCACAGACCCCGUCGAGAGAGGAAUGAGGGUCCUAGAGAUCAGCGUGUUUGAGGACCGCGGCUCGGGCAGCUCCAGUCCCAGCAGCAGCACCACGUCGGCGGGCAGCAGCGCCCGGUGACUGGAGGGUCAGCGCCAGGCCUACGGGUACCACCGCGGGGGCAGCGGGACGCUUACCAACGUGCGCGCGCUGAAACACGAGAGCACCAGGUUCUGAGACCGGCGCCACGAAACAAAGGCGGCGAGCUUGCUGGAGCUCACGACGCGCCGCUUUGAGAACAGGAGCCGGGUUACACAAACAAACUGAAUCACACAAUAGACAAAUACUCACACAUAGGCAGUAGUCACACGUGCAAGCCAGAGUCUCUCUGAGGGAGCUUUUUUCAGCCAAAUCCAUUUUUUCUUCUUACCUUCUCUCACAUUCCAUUGUCUUCAUGAGUUGACAUUUCUCUUUUGUCUGUGCCAAAACUUCCGUAAGGAGAUAUCAAAUGGCAAGGAUCCGCGUCCCAAAUGAGGACCGACCAUGUGUGUAGGACGCGUGCUCAGAGGUCAAUACCUCAAUCAGAAAAAAAUAUUUUUUAUUUGACAACACACGGCAGGGAAAUUGAGAAAUUCUAAAUUGCAGAAGAUUUAACUGUUGAGUUUUCCAUAUCGUGAAAGCCCCUUUAUCAUUAUGCCGCCUGUCAUUUGUCCGUUUUAUAUCAUCAAACGUGUUGUAAAGGGGGGAGUUUUUUGCAGUAAAACACAGUUGUAGCUCCCUCUAGGGUCAGACAGAGAAACGUGUGAACAUCUGAGAGCAAAAGCCUUAAAAAAUGCUAAAUGUAAAGAUGAAGACUAUUUAAACAUCUCUACAGAUCUUUAGCAAAACCUAAUCACAUUAUCAUACUGUACGAUUAUUAAGUAAACUCAGUAAAUUCAGUCUCGCAAGUUGCACCCUGCCCGAUGAGACAAAAUGUCAUCGUUAUUUUGAAAAAUAUUUUGAAGCCACAGACCCACAAAGAGCAGAACGGAAAGCGCUAAACAACUGUUUUUGUAACUGCAUAUUUUAUUUCUGUUCCCACAGUUUCUGUGUCCUUUAUUUUUUUCAAAUUCAAAUUUGUUCUCUUCUCACCCACCUCGUCACAUGAUAUUCACAUCGGCUGUGGGGAUGUGGCCUUCGGCCUCAUCUUUAGCACACUGAUAACUGUGAGCAAAACACUGCAGAGCCCCGGCCGUGAUGUCAUUUCAACUUUCUACUUCCUCGAUAAUUGGGACGACCUGACGGUGACCGCAGCGGUCGGGUUCAGUUUUGCUCGUGUUCAGCCUCCUGUUCUUUUUGAUGCCUCCAUGUUUCCUCCCAGUGGACAUUGAUACCCAGCCUGGAGCUGAUGGACUGACCAAUUAAAAACGUACUAGACGCUGCCAAUUAGCUGGAAAAAGGAACUCAUUGGACAAUGUAUAGAGAAAGAGAAGCGAGUGUGUAAAGAAUUGUACUGCAUAAUGAGUGUGUGAAUAAUAAGAAGAGGAUGGAACAUGUGACAGAGCAGCUUACGCACAUCAUCUGUACAGCGGUGAGUUGCUGUGUACCGUCUGUAAAAAAGGUGAUAUCUUUAGUAAUAAUGACAGUCAGUUAUAGGAUGAUGAUGCUUGGUACAACUACAGGAGCAUUGUUUACAACAAAUAACCCUUCUAAUGUAUAUAAGGGUGUGUAAGUAGUGCAUUUACUGUAAAUGGGUGAAAAGGAACCACUGCGUGUUAUCAGGUGUUAUGUAGCUUGUUCUUUCAAGAGCAACUUUGAUUAAUGAAGACAACCAUGAUUAAGAUAUUACAAAUAUUCUUAUAAAAAAGAUGUGAAUUGAGAUUUAUGUACAGAAAAGAUUACGCUCCACUGUUCUGACUACUAGAAUAACCCCUGAGCCAACAGUUUAGAGGCAGAGAUAUAUUGUAUUUACAGGUCAUUUCUCUAUGUAAAUCCCGUGCUUUCUAUAUUUAUCUUGUACUGUAUUUGAGAAUGCAGCAACUCCGUUCAGACACUUAAUCAGGACGUUACGUAUGUAUGGUGUGCGGUUUCAAGAUAGAGAUGGUUCAUUGUGCAAAAUGAUAUCUUCCUAAAAAUGUAUAAGAUGAUAUGUAGAAUCUUGAUACAAGCAUCUUUGAGUUGUUUCAAGUCCUUUCAACUGCAUUAAUGUGAAAUGCUGCAUGACGUGUUUGUAGACAAAUGUCCGAUGACAAGAAGCGGAAUCCAAGAUCAGCAAAGUCCUUCAGUCGUUAAGAGAGAGGACUUCAUUUUAUCAUCCUGAUGCUGUUUACGUGUUACCACUGGAUCCUUUUAAUUAGUAUGUACGUUUUGCUUGUAUCUGAUUAUUAUUCACAGCAUGUGGAGGUUUUCACCUCUGAGAGAUGAAUAAAGUGUGAUGAAGUGGGGCAAAAGGGA